Messenger RNA from Equus caballus (horse), 3167 nucleotides. It is a transcript of the gene MCHR2, whose product is annotated as melanin concentrating hormone receptor 2. Gene Ontology annotation, molecular function: G protein-coupled receptor activity; neuropeptide binding. Gene Ontology annotation, biological process: neuropeptide signaling pathway. The record is from RefSeq and is a predicted model, not a curated record. Gene Ontology annotation, cellular component: plasma membrane; neuron projection. Lineage: Eukaryota; Metazoa; Chordata; Mammalia; Perissodactyla; Equidae.
AUGAAUUCACUCCACUCAUCCUGUUGGAACACCUCUGCUGAACUUUUGAACAAGUCCUGGAAUAAAGAGUUUGCUUAUCAAGCCCUCAGCGUUGUGGAUACAGUCAUCCUCCCUUCCAUGAUUGGGAUUAUCUGUUCCACGGGGCUGGUUGGCAACAUCCUCAUUGUAUUCACUAUAAUAAGGUCCAGGAAAAAAACAAUUCCUGACAUUUAUAUUUGCAACCUGGCUGUGGCUGAUCUGGUCCACAUCAUUGGAAUGCCUUUUCUUAUUCACCAGUGGGCCCGAGGAGGAGAAUGGGUGUUUGGGGGGCCUCUCUGCACAAUCAUCACAUCACUGGACACCUGCAACCAGUUUGCCUGCAGUGCCAUCAUGACUGUAAUGAGUGUGGACAGGUACUUGGCUCUCGUCCAACCAUUUCGACUGACAAGUUGGAGAACGAGGUGCAAGACCAUCCGCAUCAAUUUGGGCCUUUGGGCAGCUUCCUUUAUUCUGGCGUUGCCUGUCUGGGUCUACUCAAAGGUCAUCAAAUUUAAAGACGGCGUCGAGAGUUGUGCUUUUGAUUUAACAUCCCCUGACGAUGUACUCUGGUAUACACUUUAUUUGACGAUAACAACUUUUUUUUUCCCUUUGCCCUUGAUUUUGGUGUGCUACAUUUUAAUUUUAUGCUAUACUUGGGAGAUGUAUCAGCAGAAUAAGGAUGCCAGAUGUUACAAUCCCAGUGUUCCAAGGCAGAGAGUGAUGAAGCUGACAAAGAUGGUGCUGGUGCUGGUAGCAGUCUUUAUCUUGAGUGCUGCCCCCUAUCACGUGAUCCAGCUGGUGAACUUGCAGAUGGAGCAGCCCACACUGGCUUUCUAUGUGGGCUAUUACCUCUCCAUCUGUCUCAGCUAUGCCAGCAGCAGCAUUAACCCUUUUCUCUACAUCCUUCUGAGUGGAAAUUUCCGGAAACGCCUGCCUCAAGUGCAGAAAAGAGUGACUGAGAAGGAAAUCAACAACAUGGAGAACACCUUGAAAUCAAGCUUCUAGGAGAGUACAUGGAUCAUCAAAAGUCUAGACAGGCUUGCCUAUGUUAUUGGCAUUACUAGAAAGGACAGGUGAAGUGAUGUACUUGUGCCCAUUCUUUGUACUUGUGAUCCAUAGUAGCAUGGAACAGAAGUAUAACCAUUGACAUGCAACGAGUUUAAUAUGUUAACUUUAGUAAAAUGCAAAAUACUUAUCUAUACUGAGAUGGAGUGGGAUAGUCUAAGACACUCAAACUCCGUGCUUGUGGAUGUCAUUUCAGCAUGUUAUAGACUAGUCACUGAUAAAAAUGGCCAUCCAUGAUCAUCAACUGAAAAGUCACCAAGGAAUCUGAUUUUGCAGUCUCCACUGAGGCCUCAUGCCCUUGAGGUUCCCAAGAGGGGACCACUUCACAACGAGAUCUGAAAUUUGGCCGUUUUUUAUCUUCAAAAAUGUCAAUUUCACAGGGUCCAAUCUAAUGCCUUCAAUAAUCAGCUCCCUCCAUUAGCAUAAUAGUUACCAUGUAUUGAACACGUGCAACAUGGAAGAUUACAUGUAACAAGCUGCGAGGUAACUAUUACCUCGGUUUACUAAGGCUCAGAAAGGUUAAGCGCUGGCCUAAUACUGCACAGCUACAUAAGAGCUGGGUUGAAAUCCAGGUCUGUCUGUUUCUGUUAUUUUACUGCAAUGCCUUGGCAACCUGUACCUAUCAUACUGGAGAGAGCCAAUAAUUUGGAGAUUUUUUUUUUUUGGUUUCUCCUACAGCCCCACAAGGAAAGAACUAAAGUCUGGAAGAAUUGAGUUGAUGGUUUAAGCAUAUUCUUUUAUAUUUAGCUUUGUUCUCAUGCCUAUGAAUUGUGGAAACCAGCAUCCACAUUUUAACGAUAGUAUUCUACAGGAUGUUAAACACACACUUAGACACAUUCUGUUUAGGUUACAGUAUAUGUUUGUUCAAAGGUACAAAAAGGAAUUUGCCCUAAAAUUCAUAGUUGUUCAUUAUAUCUAUCUUCUCCUCUUUUGACUUGUAUAAAUCACGCACUUCAAUAUAGUAAAGAGAGAAAAAAAUUUUAAAGCCUGUAUUCUCAAAAAAGGUAAAUAUUCUUAUUUUGUUUGUGAGUAAAAUCUGUAAACCCACCUCCUUUAUCGAAAUACAUAACACUACUUACUCCAUGGACGUCUGAAACUGAUUUUUAAUCAUCCCUUUAUAUAAAAGAGUCAUGGAGACCACUUUUUUAACAACUUGAUCUCCGUUUUUAUAUCUCAAUUGUCAAGACACGUGACUUUUCACCUGAUGUAUUUGGUUCUAGAUCUUUAAAGAGACCAUUUUGGAAGAAGCUGAUAUCUAAUGCAGAUCUGGAUGAGAGGUCAUGUAAACAAUGUGAGAACUACAAACUGAGACAGGUCACAUCUGAGAUAUUUUAGUUCUGUAACUGAGCUCUGGACAGCUACACACAGAGACUGGAUGCUUCUUUAUCAUUUUGAUCAAAAGCUGGGUCGUGGCUACAGUUUCCCAGGUCUUCAUUCUCAUUUCUCCAAGGUGCAACAGUCAGGGUUCAAUGAGGAACCCUGACGUCUGAGGACCCGACACAAUGGGUCAUAAACAGAUGUUAUCAUUUGAUAAUUUAAGAGCAAUGGAAGAAUUUACCUCCAUUGUCUUUUUUAAUAGAGAAAAUAUUAUGAUUUUAAAGAUUUAAAUGGUUUUAAGCCAACAGACUUUUUCUAAUAGCAUUUCCAAUAGGCCUCAAAUAUUUCCAAUAUAUAAAUUGGUCAGUGAAUUAUUUUAAUUUAUAUUUAUUAAGAGUUGUAAAGACCUUUAGCAUCUAAUCAAAAUACAAAAUAAAAAGGGUGACUAUUAAAUUCAUUUUUUGUGCCUUUGUAUAGCUUUUCUAUGCAUAAGCAUAUAUAUAUGCAGAUUCGCAGAGGUGGUUUGACGGAGAUUCUCCUUGUGUUUUGUCUUUUUGCCCAUGAUCUGAUACACGUUUACUUGCAAGAGAAGUUAAUGAUCAGUUUCACAUAUCUAAUUGAUACUUGAGUAUUAGUGAUUAUGUAAAAUCAUAAAUUCAUCAUAAUCCUGUCUCUCUCCUCUAUGCUUAUUCAAUUUUAGGUGCCUCAUUUAAAUUUUGAUUGAUUGAUAUAAAUCAAUGAAUAAAAAUUGGUUGUAUAUUCAUUUA